Molecule: messenger RNA, 2434 nt
Organism: Apus apus (common swift)
Lineage: Eukaryota; Metazoa; Chordata; Aves; Apodiformes; Apodidae
Gene: MED30
Product: mediator complex subunit 30
Exons: 5
Coding region: 112-651 (179 amino acids)
Biological process (GO): positive regulation of DNA-templated transcription
Cellular component (GO): mediator complex
Molecular function (GO): transcription coregulator activity
Source: RefSeq, a predicted model, not a curated record
GUCACUUCCGUCUCGUGCGGCCCGCGCUUCCGAGGGCUUCCGGCUGCUCGUUUCCAGGGCAACGCGGCGCCCGGGCCCCCUGGACUCGGUGGGACUGGUUAACGUUGAGCGAUGUCAACCCCCCCUCUGGCAGGGGCAGGCAUGCCGCCCGGGGCCUUCGCGGGGACACAGGCUCAAGCUGCUAGGGAGGUAAAUACAGCCUCUCUCUGUCGCAUUGGCCAAGAGACUGUGCAGGACAUUGUGUUUCGAACUAUGGAAAUCUUCCAGUUACUGAGGAACAUGCAGUUACCAAAUGGUGUUACUUACCAUACUGGAACAUAUCAAGACAGACUGGGAAAGCUGCAGGAACAUCUCCGUCAGCUGUCAAUACUCUUUAGAAAACUGAGACUGGUCUAUGACAAAUGUAAUGAAAACUGUGCUGGACUCGAUCCUGUUCCCAUAGAACAACUUAUUCCAUACGUUGAAGAAGAUGGCUCCAAACACGAUGAUCGGGGUGCUGCAAGUCAGCUUCGUUUUGCUAGUGAAGAGAGAAGGGAAAUCAUGGAAGUGAAUAAGAAACUGAAACAGAAGAAUCAGCAGCUGAAGCAGAUCAUGGAUCAGUUACGGAAUCUCAUUUGGGACAUAAAUGCCAUGUUGGCAAUGCGGAACUGAACAAGGAAAGUCAAACUUUGCAGUUGGAAAAGACACACAUUUGUUUGGAUAUACUUAAUUUCUUUCUAAGAAGAAACAUGUUGUUUCCACAACCAUAUUGCACUAAUGUUUGGAAUGUCUUUGAGAUUAAAAUGUUGGGUUUUUUAUAAUAACUUAAAUGGUGUUGGCUUGGGUUUUAGAAAAAAUCUAUCCUACAAGCUUUACCUGAGUGAUUACCUGAAUGUAAUACAGCCUAAGUAACCUACAUCAAUAUAUGGAUUGCUAUGCAAAUGGGAGUUUUUAUAAAUGAAGUAUUUCGGGAAAAUUUUUAUAAUAUAGUUAACACUGUUUAAAAAAAGCUGUAUUUUCAUGCCAUUCUGCAGUGCAAACCACCAGUAUAGAUAGGAAAAGUUGCACUGCAGAAAUGCCACUCUAGUAAGUUACAGGAUCAAAAUAAGUGGUCUACAGGUUACUAUGCCAUAUAAGUUCAUCUUAUUCCAUAUCUUAUCACUGGAUAUAUGUUAUAUUAGGUAAUUGGAGCAAAAUUCAAAAGCUACAUAAAAUUACCUAACUCCUAUUUAAGUGAAGACAACACUUUGCAACAUUAUAUCCACAACAUUAACUUCUUGUGUAAGUGCAUACUGUAAUUUCUUGAGUAUUGCUACAGCAAUUGUAUAGUGUAGUAUCCUUAUAGCAUUAUGUACGGUUGGUAUACUUUGUUUACCAGAAUGAACUGAGUAAACACCUCAUUAAUCUUUUCUGUAUGGCUGCCAGUCCUAGAAAACCUUGGAGUAUAUGAGCAGUUCAUUAUUUUGAAUUAAUCAUCAACCUUAAUCCUUCUUUGUGCUGUCUCUGAUAUUCCACACAAUUUUCAUUGGCCCUGAAAAUAUUCUUAAUCAUUUUUGUUAUCUGCAGAUGACUGUCAGUGGAAUGUGUGUCUUUUUUCCCAGAUGAAAGAAUAUGUAAAAUAAUACUGUUUCAGCACAAAUUCAUAGGGCACUCUACUGCUAAUAUUUGUCAAGUUGAAAACUGACCAUCCUCAUGAUUUGCCUCUUUGGUAUUACUUUUAACACAGAUUCCUUAAUAGUUUUGAGUGAAAGAUUUGCUCAGAACCUUCUGAAGAGUCCAGUUAAAAAGAUACACUUUUUUACAAUAUGGGGCUUUGAGACAGAAUUCUCAUUUAUUUUAGAUGCAUGGUUUUAAAAAUGUUAUACUGCUUUGCUGUUUAUCAGUCUUUUGUUGCUGUUUAGUUUUUUAACAAUUUCAACCCACUUGUCUACUCCCUGAAGUAAAAAUCACUGGGCUGUAAUAGAUCUGAUCACACCUGGUAUGACUUUCCCCUGAAAUGAGGUACCUUAUAGUUAUAUUUUAUUUCUCCUUUUGAAGGCUUUAAAUCUGAGAGAUGAAUGGAUGCUGAGCCUUAUAAUUGCAAAUAAAUAGAGUUAGAAAAUACUCAUUUUGAUUAGUUUACCCAGUGUUGAAAGUGAUAUGUAAGUGUGACAGUAGCUAGAUGUGAAUGGAUAUCAAAACACCUUACUGAUCUGGGCACUUUCUUCUCUCCCUCAUUACAAAUGGAGGAGUGGGUACCUCGCUCCCUGGCAAAGGUCACAGCAGAACUCUGUGUUUCUCAUUGAGAUUGGCCCUUAGGGCAGACUUGCUCAUCAGGAAUAAUGAUUGAUUUUAGCAGCUCUGAGCCGAUUGCUGUUUUGUAUUACAAGUAAAGAGAAAGCAGAUCAAAAUUCUGAAGAUAGAUUUUUGAAAAGGAGAUGAAGAUUAAAAGUAGAGAUUUUAUUUUGUUGUAUAA